AUGGCUGGCGUCUUGAGGACCGCGGCCGUCGCAGUGCGCGCCAGCCUCGAGGGCGGCGCCCUCGCCGGGCGCCGCGCCGCCGCGCAGGCGCAGCAGGCGCGCGGCAACCAUGACCUCAGCGUGCACCACAACAAGCACAUCGAGAAGUGGCUGUCGCGCCGCGAGGACAUUGAGCAGGAAUUCACUUGGGACGGGCGCACCACGCGCUCGGUGCUGAUCGGGGCGUUCCUGCUGCCCAUCGCCACGUAUAACAUGCUCGUCUACAUGGCGCACCAGGUGCAGCAGCCAGAGCGGCGCGCGCGCGCGUAA
Messenger RNA from Monoraphidium neglectum, 309 nucleotides. RefSeq lists its product as hypothetical. NCBI's taxonomy places the organism in Eukaryota, Viridiplantae, Chlorophyta, Chlorophyceae, Sphaeropleales, Selenastraceae. The transcript has a single exon. The coding region runs from base 1 to 309 and encodes 102 amino acids. The record is from RefSeq and is a predicted model, not a curated record.